GAGGGGGUAGGAGAGGUGAGGUGGGAGAGGGACGGUGUGCGUGGAAAUGUGGGAACAGUGUGGGGGUGCGGGAGGACAAAGCGAGUUAAUUGCGGGGAAAGCGAAGGGCCAGCAGAGGAACCGCGUGGGGAUAGAACGGAGACCUCCGCCCGUCCCGUUACCACAGCAACAGAGCGCCUCGCCUGUGCCCCGCCCAUUUCCGGUGACGUAGUGGCGACGGGGCGCUCUGAUUGGUCCAUGAGCGGCUCGCGGACCGGAAGUGCUGGAGCGGCGGAGGGGACGCGAUGAUGGCGGUGGCGGUGGCGGAGCGGUGCGGGCGGGAUCCGUGCGGAGCGCUCUGUCCGCUGCUCGCCUACCUCAGCGUGGGCUAUGCCGACUACGCCGUGCUCGCCCACGUCCUUCCACAGCCCGCACUGCGCGCCAGUCCGUGGUGCCCCAUCCACGCAGUGACGUUCAACCUCCUGCUGCUCCUGCUCUUGGCCUCCCACACCCGUGCCGUCUUUGCCGACCCCGGCGUGGUUCCCCUCCCCGGCACCGCCAUCGACUUCUCGGACCUGCACCCAACGGAGCGGAACUCAGAUGAGUGGACGGUGUGCAGCCGCUGCGAGGCGUACCGGCCCCCCCGUGCCCACCAC
Messenger RNA from Numida meleagris (helmeted guineafowl), 635 nucleotides. RefSeq names its product palmitoyltransferase ZDHHC3-like. The annotation marks the transcript as partial. Lineage: Eukaryota; Metazoa; Chordata; Aves; Galliformes; Numididae. The record is from RefSeq and is a predicted model, not a curated record. The transcript is spliced from 4 exons.